CCAGUCUUGGUCCCCUUUGCGUCUCUUGGUUCCGCUUUGCUCCCAACUAAGGGAAUAAGCCCAGAGGAAGGAACGCUCCGGGAAACCGCGCAACCAAGUGUUGCACGGUGAGGAAAAGCAAGGAUCUCUGAAACCGCCUGGACUGCAGAUAGAAGAAUGUUGUUUGAGAAACAACACUAGUCGCUCAUCUGCGGAAAGCUGCCUACAGCGACCAUAGACACUUGGCCUCUGAGCAGUUUCCUGAAGGACUUGUCUAGCAUCCCUUCAAUGAGCCAGGUGCCGGUCCGGGCCCCAGUAUCACCCUGAAUACAGUUCUGUGCGUGUUCUCAGACAUCCACAGCCGGCUGAAAGAUGAGUGAGGAACGCUGGGUUUCCCUCACUCCCGAAGAAUUCGAACAACUCCAGAAAUAUUGCGAAUAUUCUUCCAAGAAGAUAAAGGACGUAUUGGCUGAAUUCAAUAAAGAUGGGAGCCUCAAAAAAUAUGACCUGCGUGAGCCGAUUAGCUAUGAUGUCUUCAAGCUGUUCAUGAGAUCAUACCUGGAGGUGGACCUUCCUCAGCCAUUGAGUACACAUCUCUUCCUGGCCUUCAGCCAGAAACCCAGACAAGAGACCCCUGACCAUCCAAAGGAGGGGGCCAGCAACAGCGAGGCCUGUGGCCCAGAUCCCAACAUCCAAAAUGAGGAUAAUGCUGCCAAAGCAGAUGAGGCCUGUGCCCCAGAUACAGGUUGCACAAGCUCUGAGAAGGAAGUGCCAGCUAAGGACCAAGUGGCUGUGACCACCCUGGAAAAUGCUGCCACUCCGUCUUCAGGCUCAGGCUCCCCCAUAGUGUACCUGAAUGAUGUCGCGUGUUCCCUGUCCCUGCUGGAGACCGGGAGACCUCAGGAUAAACUGGAGUUCAUGUUUCAUCUCUAUGAUUUGGAUGAGAAUGGCCUCCUGGACCAAGCGGAGAUGGACCGUAUCGCCAACCAAAUGCUACACAUUGCCCAGUAUCUGGAGUGGGAUCCCACGGAGCUCAGGCCGAUACUGAAGGAGAUGUUGCAAGGGAUGGACUAUGACAAGGAUGGUUUCGUGUCUCUAGAGGAAUGGGUUCAUGGAGGAAUGACCACCAUCCCCUUGCUGGUUCUCUUGGGCACGGAUGACUCUGGCUCCAAGGGUGACGGGAGGCACGCUUGGGUCAUGAAGCACUUCAAGAAACCAACCUACUGCAACUUCUGCCACGUCAUGCUGAUGGGUGUGCGGAAGCAAGGCCUGUGCUGCAUCUACUGUAAAUACACUGUCCAUGAACGCUGCGUAUCCAAAAACAUUCCUGGAUGUGUCAAAACGUACUCAAAAUCCAAAAAAGGCAAUGAGGUGAUGCAGCACGCGUGGGUGGAAGGGAACUGCUCCGUCAAGUGUGACCGGUGCCAUAAAAGUAUCAAGUGCUACCAGAGUGUCACAGCGCGGCACUGCGUGUGGUGCCGAAUGACGUCUCACCGCAAGUGUGAAGUGUCCACCUUGUGUGAUGGUGGGGAGCUGAGAGACCACAUUCUGCUACCCACCUCGAUAUGCCCAGUCACCCGGGACAAGCAGGAUGGGAAGACGGAUGGCACCGUGACCGGCAAGGGUGAACCUGUAACGCAGUAUAAGAUUAUCCCCACCCCAGGUACCCACCCCCUGCUGGUCUUGGUGAACCCCAAGAGUGGAGGGAGACAAGGAGAAAGAAUUCUUCGGAAAUUCCAUUAUCUGCUCAACCCCAAACAAGUUUUCAACCUGGACAAUGGGGGGCCUACACCCGGAUUGAACUUUUUCCACGACACGCCAGACUUCCGCGUGUUGGCCUGUGGAGGAGAUGGAACAGUUGGCUGGAUUUUGGAUUGCAUUGAUAAGGCCAACCUCACCAAGCACCCACCGGUGGCAGUCCUGCCCCUGGGAACGGGAAACGACCUGGCCCGCUGUCUCCGCUGGGGUGGAGGCUAUGAAGGGGGCAGCCUGACGAAGAUCCUGAAGGACAUUGAGCAGAGCCCCUUGGUGAUGCUGGACCGCUGGCAUGUAGAAGUCACCCCCAGAGAGGAGGUGGAGAAUGGGGACCAGGUUCCAUACAGCAUCAUGAACAACUACUUCUCCAUUGGUGUGGAUGCAUCCAUUGCACACCGAUUCCACGUGAUGCGAGAGAAACACCCGGAAAAAUUCAACAGCAGGAUGAAGAACAAGUUGUGGUACUUUGAAUUUGGCACCUCGGAGACCUUUGCAGCCACCUGCAAGAAACUGCAUGACCACAUAGAACUGGAGUGUGAUGGGGUUGGCGUGGACUUGAGCAAUAUAUUCCUUGAAGGCAUUGCCAUUCUCAACAUUCCCAGCAUGUAUGGUGGCACCAACCUCUGGGGAGAAACCAAGAAGAACAGAACUGUGAUUCGGGAAAGCAGGAAGGUUGUCACUGAUCCCAAGGAACUGAAAUUCUGUGUCCAAGACCUCAGUGACCAGCUCCUUGAAGUAGUGGGACUAGAGGGAGCCAUGGAGAUGGGACAGAUCUACACUGGCCUGAAGAGUGCGGGCAGGAGACUGGCCCAGUGCUCCUCUGUGACCAUCAGGACGAACAAGCUGCUGCCCAUGCAGGUGGAUGGAGAGCCCUGGAUGCAGCCACCUUGCUCGAUUAAAAUUACCCACAAGAACCAAGCACCCAUGAUGAUGGGGCCUCCUCAGAAGAGCAGCUUCUUCUCCCUGAGAAGGAAGAGUCGUUCCAAAGACUAGACAAAGUGCCAAACACCUGAUAUGCCAAGAAAGAAGACAAGAAACGCACACAGA
Molecule: messenger RNA, 2781 nt
Organism: Sorex fumeus (smoky shrew)
Lineage: Eukaryota; Metazoa; Chordata; Mammalia; Eulipotyphla; Soricidae
Gene: DGKG
Product: diacylglycerol kinase gamma
Exons: 25
Coding region: 352-2727 (791 amino acids)
Biological process (GO): diacylglycerol metabolic process; lipid phosphorylation; intracellular signal transduction
Cellular component (GO): plasma membrane
Molecular function (GO): ATP-dependent diacylglycerol kinase activity; calcium ion binding
Source: RefSeq, a predicted model, not a curated record